GUUAGGGCAACGCUCUGGGCUUGAAAAAUGGCGGACGACGAUUUCCGCGAUGUCUUGCUCGAGCUGGAAAGGCUCGAGGAGGGCGACAAAUUCGUUCGCAAACGGGCCCUGGAGAACAUCUGCUCCAUCGUAAACACGAUGCACGCCGACCUACCCGAGAACAAGCGCAAGGUGCUCGUCUCCGUCGUCAUAGGACCCGUUCUCGGCGCGCUGGCUGACUCCACGGAACGAUGUCGCGAGCUCGCCGCUCAGCUGUUGCUCGACAUCAGCUCGAUGCUGCCGCUGUCGGACGACGUGAUCGGUAAGAUCGUGCCGACGCUCCGCCGGAGGCUUUGCGGUGCCGACGGGCAUGGCGAGACGUCGGAGGAAGUGCGGCUCCUCGAAGCGCAAGCGCUGACGCGGACUAUCAUGGGCGCCGGGGCCAAGUGCGCCAAGCAUCUCAACGACGUCGUCGUCACGCUGUGCGCCUGUCUGUGGGACGCCUUUUACGAAGUGAGGAAAGAAGCGUGUCGGUGCGUCGUUCAGCUGGAAAAAGCGGCACCCGAUCACUUCCACCUGCAAUGCGACUCCAUGCUGGAGCCGCUGCUGCAGGCGCUCAGGCAUCAGCAUUCGGCAGUCCGCACGCUCGCCAUGCAGGCGCUCGGACCGAUCCUGGAGCAAGGUGACUGCCGGUCCCUCACGCCAACCAUCGCGUCCACCGUGGCCGAACUUCUUGACGACCGUUCUACGGCCGUUCGUCUGGCCAUGGUCACGGCUGUGGCCAGGUGGCUGGCCAAGGACUUUGGCCCCAACGUGCUUCACAUCAUGCUGAUUUCCCUCACCGAUCAGAUCAACAGCGUAAGGGACAAAGCUGUGGAGCUGUGGAGAAUGGUUGGUGGGCUCUACGUCGAUGAUCAAGGUCUGCGUUAUGCCGCGGUGGAGGCAGAUGGCUGCCGCCUGCUGGUGCAGCGCCAUCUGGGGCACCUGAUCGGCGUGGCUCUGGAGGACUUAGAGGCGUGGCGGGUGGAGGAGCGCCGACGCGCGGCUAGAUUGCUCAACGAGACCUUCGGGUACGCGGGGACCCUCGCGGCUCCGCACCUGGGGGCGGCCAUGCCCGUGCUCAUCGCCGCCCUCUGCAGGGACGAGGAGGAAGUUCUCAGCUGGGUGACAAUGAGCCUCGAGGCAGUGAGCCCCUCUGUAAGCCCCGAGUGCUGGCUCACGGCCUUUGGGGGCCCGUUCUCGACGGGGGCACUGCACGCCUUUGCGGCCCUGGUCAGGCCCUGCCCCGAGGAGAAGCUGCGACCGUACGCCCAGCCCCUGUUCGCCAUCCUGUUCCAGUACGCUGGCGCCGCUGCCGACACGAGAAGCCAGCUUGAGGUGCUGGGAAGCAUGGAGGCACUCCUGGCCUCAGUACAAGACCCCAUGGACCUCUCCGUCAAGGAACUGCUCGCCUCCUGCCUUGGGGUGCAGGCCGCCUCUCAGGAUGACUGCAUCUCAGACAAGGUUGGGAUGCUGCUACGCCAGCUGUCCGGAAUGCUGAGCCUUCCCAGCGUAGAGGACAUGUCCGUUGUCUACGGCAAGGACAUGAUCCAGGACCUGUCCGAAAACCGACCGCACACCAAGACAGCACAUUGGGACGCCCUCAGGGAACUUGUCACUCAUGCAGGUACCCAGAGCGGAGACCUGGUCCCCUCGCUGGUGGCCCUGCUCAAUGGGGUCCAGCGCCGGCCCGAGUGGCAGCCCCAGGCGGCAUCUGUACUGCAGCAGGCGCUCUGCCACGGGCGUGGUUUGUCGCCCCAGUGCGCCCACGCCGCCCUCAGGGCGCUCCUGCCCCUGCUCACUGCCCAGGGGAGGCCCUGCCUGCCCGCACGCAGCGCGGCGCUCCGCUGCCUGCUCCAGCUCCUUGAGGCCCUGCCCUCCCUGCAGGCCAGCGCCGAGGUGGUGGGUGCCGUCCUCUCGCUCCUGGAAGACGCCCAGCCGCAGGUGCGCGCCUUGGCAUGCCGGGCUGCGGCGGCUUGCGCGCCCGAGCCUGUGGCGAGCCGGGCGCUCGUCGGCCGCCUGGACGACGUGUCAACGGAGGUGCGCGUGGCGGCCGCGAGGGCGCUCGAGGUCCUGGCCAUGGAAGGACUCCAGGAGGUGGUGGAUGCCCUCGAGCUGCACUCUGCGGAUGCCAGUCCGGCCGUGCGCAACGCCUGUUCGGAGGUCCUGGGAAAACUGUCGGGUAGCGACUCCCAGCUGGAAUUAGACGAGGCACACGAUACUUGCGUGUAGAUUACACCCACUUCACCCAUCAAUAAAGACACAGUUCAAACCAGGA
Ixodes scapularis (black-legged tick) is the source of this 2296-nucleotide messenger RNA. Its product is annotated as dynein axonemal assembly factor 5. NCBI's taxonomy places the organism in Eukaryota, Metazoa, Arthropoda, Arachnida, Ixodida, Ixodidae. The transcript is spliced from 10 exons. Bases 28 to 2250 code for a protein of 740 amino acids. The record is from RefSeq and is a predicted model, not a curated record. Gene Ontology annotation, molecular function: dynein intermediate chain binding. Gene Ontology annotation, biological process: outer dynein arm assembly; inner dynein arm assembly; cilium movement. Gene Ontology annotation, cellular component: cytoplasm.